Messenger RNA from Gavialis gangeticus (Gharial), 672 nucleotides. Its product is annotated as E3 SUMO-protein ligase EGR2-like. The record is from RefSeq and is a predicted model, not a curated record. Lineage: Eukaryota; Metazoa; Chordata; Crocodylia; Gavialidae. The annotation marks the transcript as partial. The transcript is spliced from 2 exons.
CGGACUUUUCUGUCUCCCUCAGAUGGCAUGAUCAACGUGGACAUGAGCGAGAAGCGGGCUCUGGACCUGCCCUACGCCGGCAGCUUCGCCCCGACGGUCUCUGCCUCCCGCAAUCAAACUUUCACUUACAUGGGCAAGUUCUCCAUCGACCCACAGUACCCCGGCGCCGGCUGCUACCCCGAGGGCAUCAUCAACAUCGUGAGCGCCGGCAUCCUGCAGGGGGUCAGCGCGCCCUCGUCCUCCUCGUCCUCCGCCGCCUCCUCGGCCUCGCCCAACCCGCUGCCGCCCGGCGGCGCCCUCGGCUGCCCCAUGGCGCAGGGGCAGCCUGCUGACCUGGAGCACCUCUACUCGCCGCCUCCGCCGCCCUAUUCGGCCUGCGGGGAGCUGUACCAGCAGGACCCGUCCGCCUUCCUCCCCGCCUCGUCCGCGGCUGCGCUGCCCUUCCCGCCGCCGCCGUCCUACCCGUCCCCGAAGGCGGCGGCGGCGGACGCGGGUCUCUUCACGGUGCUGCCGGACUACGCGGGCUUCUUCCCGCCCGCGCAGUGCCAGCGCGAACUGCACGCGGCGCCCGAACGCAAGCCCUUCCCCUGCCCGCUCGACUCCCUCCGGGUCCCGCCGCCGCUCACGCCACUCUCCACCAUCCGCAAUUUCACGAUGGGGGCACCUGGAUAA